This is a messenger RNA of Centruroides sculpturatus (bark scorpion), 2483 nucleotides long. It is a transcript of the gene PGAP5, whose product is annotated as metallophosphoesterase 1-like. The record is from RefSeq and is a predicted model, not a curated record. The coding region runs from base 644 to 2404 and encodes 586 amino acids. Gene Ontology annotation, biological process: GPI anchor biosynthetic process. The transcript has 10 exons. Lineage: Eukaryota; Metazoa; Arthropoda; Arachnida; Scorpiones; Buthidae. Gene Ontology annotation, molecular function: hydrolase activity.
AUAAUUGUGAAAAAAGUUUAACUAAACUUGAAAUUUCAAAUUUAAAUAGGGAAAUAAAUAACAUUUUAUCUCUGAUUUCAUUUCCUUCAAAAAUGAUACAUCUUCCUGAGAGUGCUACUCAUCCAAGGAAGUUUUUGCUAAAAUUUUGGAUUGGAUAAUAAUCAAAAAUCAGAUAUAAUCUUGCCAAAUUUGGUCAGAUACUGAUACGUUGGAAAGGGAAAUCAUAUAUUGUAAAAGAAAAAAAAUCAAAGGAGGUCAAGGCAGUUCAUUCAUCAGUCCUCUUUUUUUCACUGCAGGAGAUACAUUUUUUUUUGCUAAUCCAUUAGUCUUUGUGCUUGAGUUCAUCUAAAUCCUUUCAAAAAUGAAUAAGUUCCUGAUCUUUCCUACAAGUUACUACAGAUGAUUACCAUACGAUUGUGUAGUGUUAUCUUUCAGAAAGAAGUACCUUUAAAAGGGAGUGAAAAGAAUACUGUGUCCAACAGAGACUCUAAGACUUCCUAAGACACCUAUCAGGGAUCAUUUGCAUUGCAGAGGUGUUUCUGCAAAAUGUAAUCAAAUAAGCUAUUUUAUUAUUGGAAUUAUUCAAACAAGUAAACUAUAUAUUUCUAUUUAAAUGAAACUAUAAAUUCAACAAUAUAAUAAAAUGAAAUCUAUCUUUCUAAAGAGUGUACUUUUUAUAUGUUUCUUAAUUUUCUAUUGCGAGGUAAUGAUAUACUAUGUAGUAUUGCUUCAGUGUUCCUGGCCACACUUAGAAUAUUCAAAUCAAUUUAUUAAUUCCUUUCAACAAAAUCAGCCUUUGAAAGUUAUGCUUCUUGCUGAUAUUCAUCUCCUUGGUUCAAGAAAAGGACAUUGGUUUGAUAAAUUAAGAAGGGAAUGGCAAAUGUACAGAGCUUUUCAGACAGUUAUGACUGUUCACAAUCCAAAUGCUGUGUUUGUAUUAGGUGACUUGUUUGAUGAGGGGCUUUGGUGUAGCAAAAAAGAAUUUAAUUAUUACAUUCAAAGAUUUCAUAGUCUUUUCAAUGUUCCACAAGAAACAAAAUUGUUUGUUGUACCUGGUAAUCAUGACAUGGGAUUUCAUUAUUGGAUGGAUGAUUAUUUAAAACAACGGUUUGAUGCUGCUUUUAACAUAUCAUCUGUUGAUCUAAUAACUUUAAGAGGAAACUCAUUUGUUUUAUUAAACAGUAUGGCUAUGGAAGGCGAUGGAUGCCAUUUUUGUAAAUCUGCCGACAAACAAUUACAGAAAAUUGCAAAUAUUUUAAAUUCCAAUAAGAAUGAAAAAACAAGUCAACGUUAUACUAAUGUUGAAAAAUUGCAAAAUAGCAAGCCUAUUUUCUUACAGCAUUUUCCUAUGUAUCGUUCAUCAGAUAAGAAUUGUAAUGAACCAGAUAGUGCUCCUCCAGAAGCAAAAUUUCAAAUUUUUCGUGAGAAAUGGGAAUGCUUAUCCAAGGAAGCUUCUGAUAAAGUUUUAAAAUUAUUGAAUCCUCGUGUAAUUUUUACUGGACACACUCAUUAUGGUUGCCAUGUAAUACACAAUGAAGACAUUCAUGAGUGGACCAUACCAUCUUUUAGUUGGAGGAAUAUUAAUAAUCCUAGUUUUAUAUUAUUUAUAUACGAUUAUAACGAUUCAGAAGACGAAUUAGAUCGACCAUUCAAACAAUUAGUUCCAUCGAGAAAAAAAUUUUCGUUUCUUUCUUUCCGUUCCGAAAAUAUUUUCGAAAAACGAACUAUAUUCAUGGAAAAUGAUCCCGGUAGAAUCGAUAAAAAUAUAAAAUAUCUGUUAAAUGCCCAAAUCUACGUGUUGUAUCUGGAUAGAAGGCAAAACGAUUCUCUCGAUGUACGUCUUGAUCGGAACAGAAAAUUAAGAACAAAAAACUUCAACCGCGUACAAGAAACCUCAAUCAGUUAUAAAUCCGAAAGUGUAGCUCCUAAUAAAAAUCAAAUUUUUAUACCUUCGGCUUUGAAGAUGAACGACAUGAAUUAUAACGAUAGCGGUGCAUUAUCACGAAGUAUAAAGUAUUAUUCUUCUGAUACAGAUUUGGAAGACGGUAGAAGGAUAUCGAGAAAACAGGAUUAUUAUUCCGAAAGUGAAGAAUCCGAUCAAGAAAAUUGGAAUUCGUACGGAGAUAAAGGAAAUUAUAAAACUGUUGUGAUGCGGAAGACCAAACGGCUCCCUAAUACAAGUAGAGACGUAACCAUCCCUGUCGAAACUAUAAACGUAAACGAUAGAUCCACCAGGAAGGGAAUCCCGACUUAUGUCGAAGCUACUAUUAACAAGAAGCGGAUAUCUUGCCAUCAAAAUACACCGAGAGAAGUGAAAGAGGCAUCCAGGAAUGUGUUCAUUCAAGCGAAACUAAAACCGAGAAAAGAACUGAAGAAAGAUCAUCCUCCAUUCUAUGAGAGAUAAAAUUUGUUCCUUUUCAAAUCAUUGAUGAUUUGUAUAAUUUUAUAUAGAUUUUAUCUAAAUAAAGUAAAAUUUUUGCUUA